Drechmeria coniospora is the source of this 636-nucleotide messenger RNA. RefSeq lists its product as uncharacterized. The coding region runs from base 1 to 636 and encodes 211 amino acids. NCBI's taxonomy places the organism in Eukaryota, Fungi, Ascomycota, Sordariomycetes, Hypocreales, Ophiocordycipitaceae. Gene Ontology annotation, cellular component: mitochondrial outer membrane. The record is from RefSeq and is a predicted model, not a curated record. The transcript is spliced from 4 exons. Gene Ontology annotation, biological process: protein insertion into mitochondrial outer membrane; mitochondrial outer membrane translocase complex assembly.
AUGCCAUCAGCAGCGGCCAAGUCAUUGACGACGACAGACGACGGCGAAGACGAAGACGACGACGAAGCCGAAGAAGACGACGACGACAACGACGACGACGACAACCGCGGGGCCCUCCAUGACCGACUUGACACAGAUCCUGCGGCGGUCACCUUCCCUGAACUCGGAGCUGCGAGCUGUGCCGUGCGCGCCGUCGACCUUGACCGAACCGGCAGCCAACGGCUAGCCCCCGAGGAGAACCGGCAGCCGACGGGCUCUAUCCCGCUACACCAACGCUCGAUCACGUCGGAAGAGGGCGCAAUGGCGAUGACGGCGGCCGAGUCUCUCGUCGACCUCCACGACACGUCCCUGACGGACGACAAGGACGAGGUCGACUCCCUGCCCUCCAUAUCCACGAGCGACAUCUAUUCCGAGGCCGAUUCGGAGGCGCAGGAGGAGUGGGAGCGUAGCCUCGAGCAGCUACAACUCAUGUUGACCAUGAUGAUCGUGCCGUGGGUGGGAAAGUACGUGGGGCGCAAGUUUGCCUUUUGGAGCUGGGCGCGGUACAUGGAGUGGAUGCACAACGUCGAGGUGCGGUGGACGAACAAGACGGCGUUCAAGGUUGCCGGCGCCGUCGAGGCUGCCGCAACUCUGUAG